GGUUCCUUGUUUCACAACUCGGAUCACCACCCUAGACUGUGCCUUGUGUGCCAUGUACCUGCAGAGCCUGCAGAUGUACGUUUUUGGAUUUCAACUCUGGUUAUGUCUUGCAGUGAUUUUUGUAACGCUUUGUAAUUUUUUGAAUAAAGCUGAAGACUGCUUGAAAUGCUGCUGCCAAGCUCUUGCCUGCGCUUCGGUCCACCCCAAAGCCCCACUGUGACACUCACAUGAAGAGUGGUGAGAGUUUUGGGCAGAAACUGACUGGCAUUUGGAACCAUUUUACAAUUUCAUUCACUUUGACAAAGCCCUCGUUCCAUCUGAAGAAAAAGUGCCUGGGUCAUGAUGCUGCCACCACCUUGCUGCCAACUCUGUGGCUACCUUUUGGAAUCGGUCCAAAUGUUCAGACCACUUCAAUUGUACAGGACAAAUGUUACAUUAUGCGUGGAAAGGUUCUGAAAUUAUUUGUCAUGGAAACCUGGCAAUUUAACGGGAAUAUGUACAUUUUGAUAGUGUAGGUGCAAAGGCGGAUGGAUAAUUAAUAGGGCCCCAUAUCCUUUCCUCUUUCUCCACAGCCCACUGUUGACGACUCCCCCUCUCUCCCCCUUUUCUCCCCCUGUCACCCCUCCUUCAUCGCGGAGAGGUGCUAUUGUCUCGUUUCCUGUGGCCGCGCGAGCCCUGUGCGCACAUGUACGCUCGCGCACGCUCUCUCGCGCGCAGCAGUACUGGGCGGUGGGCUGACGCGGUCCGGACGGACGGAGCGAGCGUCAGGAUUAAUGGAGGGACUCACAGCCGCGGGAUUUGUUACAAGUUUAUAAGCUGUUCUUUUCACCCCGGGAAGCCAGCACUCAGACUCGGAGUGUGGCGAGGAAACUCCGAGCGGGCUGGUUUGGAGAGGCUUUUUUUCCCCCCAGUAAAAACAUAGGGCUCCAGAUUUCUGACAGCUGCGCCGCUGCCAGGCUGAAAAACCACUCGGCGACCAGGAGGUGAGCUGUCACCAUCUGCUCAGCUGCUUGAGGACCAGCGAGCCGAACAGCCGUGCAUCCUGACUGACUCUGACUCUGUUUGUGUGUCUGAGGGUCCAUGAUGACAAGGAGGGGGCUUGAGUGGAGGGUCCCCUGCUGACGCCUGAGGUCUCCAGUUUUCCGCUCUGAAUGCCCAUUUCCUGAAGAUUUUUUUUUGUGUCGUGUCUUGUUGCAGUGGAGACCCCCUCUCUAUCUCGUCUAUCAAUAUGGCCAGUCUGGUGAUUAAUGAAACUGGGGUGGAGGAUUGUGGGAUUGACGACUCCUUCAAGUACAACUUGUAUUCCACAGUUUACAGUGUGGUCUUUGUUUCGGGCCUGAUAACCAACUGCGCUGCCCUCUUUGUGUUCUGCUUCCGGAUGAAGAUACAGAACGAAACCACAAUGUUCAUGACUAAUCUAGCAUUUUCUGAUUUAGUCUUCGUUUUUACGCUGCCAUUCAAGGUCUUCUACAACGUGAACCGCAACUGGCCUUUCGGGGAUGGGCUCUGCAAGGUUUCAGGAACGGCCUUCAUCACCAACAUCUACGGCAGCAUGCUCUUUCUCACCUGCAUCAGUGUGGACCGCUUCCUGGCAAUAGUCUACCCGUUCCGCUCGCGCUCCAUCCGUACACGCAGGAACGCAGCUCUGGUGUGCGCUGCCGUGUGGCUGACCAUCGUGGGCGGAGGGAUAUCCGUGACCUUCUUCUCCACCAUCAACAGCCGACACAGAGCCACCACAUGCUUCGAAGGCUUUUCCAAAAACACCUGGAAGACCUAUCUUUCCAAAAUCACCAUCUUUAUAGAGAUCGUGGGUUUUCUUUUCCCCCUUUUGGCUAACCUGGUGUGCUCCUCCUUGGUUCUUCGGACACUGCGCCGCCCGGUCAGUGCUGGUCAUGGCUGUGACAGCAAGAAGCGUGUCCUGCGGAUGAUUGUGGUCCAUCUAAGCAUUUUCAUCAUCUGCUUUGUCCCAUAUAACUUCCUGCUCUUCCUGUACGCCCUGGUGCGAACCCAGGCCCUGGCUAACUGCACUGUGGAACGAUUCGCCCGGACACUUUACCCCAUCACCCUGUGUCUGGCCAGUCUCAACUGCUGCCUGGACCCUGUGGUUUACUAUUUCACCUCAGAGAGCUUUAAAAAGAGCCUGACCAUAGGCAACAAAGGGUCCGGUUCACGUCCUGAGAGCAUUCCUCGCAGCGACUGCGAGGCCCAGGACAUAGCAGUCUCCAGAGACACUCACUCCGUAUCCAGCAAUGGAAAAGAUGCUACAGUAUCUGACAGUCAGCUAUGACUCGCCGCUGUCAGAGUGGGUUUUACCGGAAACCUGAACUUGAACAACAAAGCAAUCAGCUGUUUAAUUGUGGAACUGGAAAACAAAUAGCUCAGCAGAUUAGUUAAGUCCUGAGGUAUGGCCUGGGCUUUAUGGACUAAUCCAGCACUGGAGAGCAGAGGAAUGGAUCUGUGUUUGUAUAACUGCACACACAUCCAUGUAGGAGAUACUGUGAUAGUCCAUAGAAACAAGUAGCCUCUAAAAGAGACCUGGCUUUUACAAACACUUACACAUAAACUGAGCUGUCCAUCAGAUUGAGAUUUUUUUUCACAUUGUUGAAAUAAGCUCUUUAGUGCUUUUGUAAAUAAAUCGUUGUUAUUAGAGUUUGAACUUCCACAGCACAUUAUAUCAUUUAAUGUAGCAACUGUUCAGUGUGGUCAGAUCUGGUGUUACUAUGAAACAGUAUUUUGUUGACCUACUGAAUUAAAUGUGUUGAUGUUCCAUUUCA
Girardinichthys multiradiatus is the source of this 2774-nucleotide messenger RNA. RefSeq names its product lysophosphatidic acid receptor 4 (gene lpar4). Gene Ontology annotation, biological process: positive regulation of Rho protein signal transduction; phospholipase C-activating G protein-coupled receptor signaling pathway. The coding region runs from base 1229 to 2287 and encodes 352 amino acids. The transcript has 3 exons. Lineage: Eukaryota; Metazoa; Chordata; Actinopteri; Cyprinodontiformes; Goodeidae. The record is from RefSeq and is a predicted model, not a curated record. Gene Ontology annotation, cellular component: membrane. Gene Ontology annotation, molecular function: lysophosphatidic acid receptor activity.